AUGAGUCAUAAUAAAAGUUACCACGAUUGGGGUUCUAAGAGUACUAUUAAGACACGCACACCGGACAAGCAAGGAACAACCUCGUCCGCGAUCGGGAAACCAGUAGAGAAUCAAUCAGGUUCAAAGUCACCCGGUCAACAACGUGUCGGAUCCCGAUCGAACUGCUCCGGUGAAGGGUGCGCAUACGAAGUUGAGGCGCUGACCUUAGCACGUGAUGGUGGAAUUUUGGACUGGGACGAUCGUGUGGUGGAUGUUCUGGAUGAUCGAGAGCUGGAAAUCCAGAAACCCACGGGGACUAUUGAAAUCAAAAUAAGCGCGCUUCACCGUACGAUCGGAGACAUGGGUGCGGAAUGUGGUGGAUUGUGCUAUUCCGUUUACAAUGGUGAACGCCUGCAUCUCUCGGUUCAGAUUGUCACAAAAUGUGCGCUCUUGUGA
Messenger RNA from Echinostoma caproni, 435 nucleotides. NCBI's taxonomy places the organism in Eukaryota, Metazoa, Platyhelminthes, Trematoda, Plagiorchiida, Echinostomatidae. The record is from the annotation of a GenBank genome assembly.